Messenger RNA from Elaeis guineensis (African oil palm), 1108 nucleotides. RefSeq names its product NDR1/HIN1-like protein 6. Lineage: Eukaryota; Viridiplantae; Streptophyta; Magnoliopsida; Arecales; Arecaceae. The record is from RefSeq and is a predicted model, not a curated record. Gene Ontology annotation, biological process: defense response to other organism. Gene Ontology annotation, cellular component: plasma membrane.
UGGACUGGUUUUGGAAAUGCCCAACGACUCUGUUUCCCUCCCUCCACUUCUAACAUCUUCCACCCUCCGAACAAGUGUACAGCUCAGCUUGACCAUAGGACUUUUAACCCCCAUCCCCUCCCUCUCAACCCUUCCUCCAAUUGCCCAUCUCUCUCUCUCUCUCAUGGAUUAUCACCAAAGGGCCCAUCUCCCUCCGCCACCUUACAUGGUGCUAUCGGAGCAAGGGGGUGACUCGCCUCUCCGACCUCCGCCCCACCGCCGCAACCUUCCCCGCUACUAUUCCCACCGCUCCAGUAGCUCCUGUAGCUGCAGAUGCUGUUGCUGUUGCUGCUGCUGCUUCCUCCUCCUCUUUCUCAUCAUCAUCAUCGCCGUCGCUGCCUUCAUCUCUUUGGUCGUCAAACCCAAGGUUCCCUCCUAUUCCGUCGACAACCUCUCCAUCGGAGGCCUACGUUUCAACCCCGCCAGUCUCACCAUUCACACCAAGUUCAUCGUCACGGUGCGUGCAAAGAACCCCAACGACAUGAUCGGGAUCUGGUACAGGGAUGGCUCCCGUGUCAUGAUCUCGUACCGCAACACAUCCUUGUGCUCCGGCCGCCUCCCGAGCUUCUACCAAGGGCACCACAACACGACGGUGAUGCAUGUGGUGUUGGAGGGGCAGAGCAAGCUCGGAGCCGGGGUCCAUGGGGUGUUCGAGGAGAACCGGCGCACGGGGCGGAUCCCACUCGACGUGUUCGUGAGGGUGCCCGUCAGUCUACGGGUCUUCAACACGGACUGGCAGAAGGUCACGGUGAACGUCACCUGUGCGCUUGUGGUCGAUGGCCUAUCGCCCAACAAGAAAGUCGGCAUCAGGUCGGCCGAUUACAAGGUUGCCGUGGAUCUGUAAAUUCUGAUGGUGAGUCGUUAGUUAUGCAUGGGAUUUGAUGUGCCUCCCGAAAACAAGGAACAGCUUGCCUUUGUAAACGUUGGAUUCGGGUGGGGCCUGCUACAAUCCAAUUGUAGGGAUUGACAUGAGAUAUGAGUGUGUUAGGGACGAGAGUUUAAAUCCUAGUAUGAUGUAUGUUCAAGAGUUCCUUGACUAUGAAAGCAAGGAUUUUGCUUUAAUGGCUAA